GGGGCGGGCCGGCCGGUGCCGUCAGUCAGGCAGCGGGAACCGCCGGGAGCGGAUGGCGGCGGUGGUAGCGGGCCCACUGGCCGCCGGGGGUGAGGAAGCUGCAGCUGCCGUCUCCGUGCCAGGGUCUCCUGGUCUGCCCGGGAGCCGCAGCGCAGAGCGAGCCCUAGAGGAGGCGGUGGCCACCGGGACCCUGAACUUGUCCAACCGGCGUUUGAAGCACUUCCCGCGGGGCGCGGCCCGCAGUUACGACCUGUCAGACAUCACCCAGGCUGACUUGUCUCGGAACCGGUUUCCCGAGGUGCCUGAGGCUGCGUGCCAGCUGGUGUCCCUGGAAGGUCUGAGCCUCUACCACAAUUGCCUGAGAUGCCUGAACCCAGCCCUGGGGAAUCUCACAGCCCUCACCUACCUCAACCUCAGCCGGAACCAGCUCUCCUCCUUGCCACCCUACAUCUGCCAGCUGCCCCUUCGAGUACUUAUUGUCAGCAACAACAAGCUAGGAGCCCUGCCUCCAGACAUCAGCACCUUAGGAAGCCUGCGGCAGCUUGACGUGAGCAGCAAUGAGCUGCAGUCUCUCCCGGUGGAGCUGUGUAGCCUCCGCGCCCUGCGGGAUCUCAAUGUUCGGAGGAACCAGCUCAGUGCCCUGCCUGAUGAGCUGGGGGACCUUCCUCUGGUCCGCCUGGAUUUCUCCUGUAACCGUGUCUCCCGAAUCCCGGUCUCCUUCUGCCGCCUCAGGCACCUGCAGGUCAUUCUGCUGGAUAGCAACCCCCUCCAGAGCCCGCCUGCCCAGAUCUGUCUGAAGGGGAAACUUCACAUCUUCAAGUACUUAACGAUGGAGGCCGGGCGUCGGGGAGCUGCCCUCGGGGACCUGGUCCCUUCCCGCCCCCCAAGUUUUAGUCCUUGCCCUGCCGAGGACUUAUUUCCGGGACGCCGGUAUGAUGGUGGCCUGGACUCCGGCUUCCACAGUGUUGACAGCGGCAGCAAGCGGUGGUCGGGAAACGAGUCCACAGAUGAUUUUUCAGAGCUGUCCUUCCGGAUCUCAGAGUUGGCCCGGGAGCCCCGGGGGCCCAGACACCAGAGGGACGACGGCCCUGGCGAUGGAGACCCCGAGCAGAUUGACUUUAUUGACAGCCAUGUUCCUGGGGAAGAGGAAGAGCGGGGUGCAGCUGAGCCUCUGCUGCUCUGUCCUCAGGAGCAGCUGCCUGCUGAGUUGAGCCUUGUAGCAGAUGUGGAGAAGACAUGGGCCAGCAGGCGGGAGGAGCCUGCAGGGGAGGAGAGGCGGCGCCCAGACACUUUGCAGCUGUGGCAGGAGCGCGAGCGGAGGCAGCAGCAGCAGCAGCAGCAGAGUGGGGGUGUCCUUAAGCGGGGGAUCAGAGCCGCGGGCGCCUCGUCCUCGGCUGCGCAGGCCGCCUCCAAUGGCCCACCGAAGUCCAGUGCUACCCAGCUAGGAGUUUCAGGGGGGCAGGGAGCUCCCACACCGCCCCCCAUCUCCCAGGACUCCAUUCCUGUAUCUGGACCAGUGACAGCUCCUGUUCCCAGGCCGCUGGGCUCCAUUCAGAGACCAAACAGCUUCCUCUUCCGUUCAUCCUCUCAGAGCGGCUCUGGCCCUUCCUCUCCUGAGUCCGUGGUGAGAUCGCGGCCGUUUCCUCAGACCCUCGACGAGAAGGAGCUCAUGUCCCAACUUCGCCAGCUCCUCGAGGCCCGGCUGCAGCAGCCCCUGCCUGAGGACCUGGCCGAGGCCCUCGCCAACGGGGUCAUCCUCUGCCAGCUAGCCAACCAGCUGCGGCCCCGCUCUGUCCCCUUCAUUCAUGUGCCCUCACCUGCCGUGCCAAAGCUCAGUGCCCUCAAGUCUCGGAAGAACGUGGAGAGUUUCUUAGAAGCCUGUCGAAAAAUGGGUGUGCCUGAGGCUGACCUGUGCUCGCCCUCGGAUCUCCUCCGGGGCACCACCCAGGGGCUGCGGACCAUACUGGGGGCUGUGAUCCUGGUGGGGGGCAAGGCCCCCCUCCCAGUCCCGCCCUCCUCCGGUCUGGGUGGCUUCCUCCUCUUCUACGUGGUCUCCAUGCUGCUGCUCUAUGUCGUCUACACUCGGCUCCUGGGCUCCUAGGACCCACGCUGUCCCUUCCUUCCCCACCUUCUAUUUAUAGUCCUAGUCACCGCCCCCCCCCCCCGCAGUGCCUUCAGCCCUACCAAAGACACUAGUGCACCCUCACAGACACUGACCUCAGGAGCCCCCCAGUGCCCACAGUAGCCCUUACCUCUAGUGCUGACGGUGCCUUCAUGUCCCCACCAGCCCUGUCCCCCAGAGGGCGACAGACCUGGGGUCCUUUCCCUCCUCCCUCCCUCCCCCUGCUGGCUGCUAGGGGAGCUAAAUUAUCUCUGUUUUGUAGAGAGAACUCUAUAUUUGUAGGGUGCGGGCCCGUCGUGGGCCCCUGGUUCUGUGUAUAAACUGUAUAGACCGUCA
This is a messenger RNA of Peromyscus leucopus (white-footed mouse), 2458 nucleotides long. It is a transcript of the gene Lrch4, whose product is annotated as leucine rich repeats and calponin homology domain containing 4. NCBI's taxonomy places the organism in Eukaryota, Metazoa, Chordata, Mammalia, Rodentia, Cricetidae. Gene Ontology annotation, molecular function: protein binding. Bases 53 to 2101 code for a protein of 682 amino acids. The transcript has 18 exons. The record is from RefSeq and is a predicted model, not a curated record.